GUUACUUGGCAACCAGAAGCAUAAUUUCACGAACUUCCUCGGGUACAAAAUGGCUGCCAAGUGUCUGUUGUAAUCAAAGAUCUCUAUUAUUUAUUGUACAAGUGAGCAAGUUGAGAUUUAUUGUCAAGAAUUUGUUCUAAAAGCCGUUGGUUGUAUUGGAUAUCAACAAAUUUUCCGGGGCUUUACAAAAAAAAGAAAUCAAUGGUAAGCAAAGCGGUAAAUAUGGCAGAGGAAGAAGAAAACGAGGUUCCAAUCUCUGCAAGAAGAACAGAAUCACUUGACGCUCCUGACAUUUUAGGCUUAGUUAGCCAUGAAACUGGACAGUUGUUUGGAAGAGUCAAUAUUGUGCAGCUCAUAGAAAAGGCAAAUAUGUCAAUUUCUCUUGUUGAUGAGAAAAACAGAAUAUUAGGGCAUGCUUCAUUUCUGGAUUAUCCAAAUCGAGAUUUUGUGGAACAAAAUAAAUGGGAACCAUGGCUUAAAAGUACCUAUAAUGCUGACAUGUGCACACCUGUCAAUACUUUGUUCAUGCACUUUUUUGUAUCAAAACCAGACUUUUCUCAUGGAAGUCUCACUGAAAUAAUGAGAACCCUAUUUAAUGCUGUCCCCGUGCUUCAUUUUGUCAUUCUAAUUGUUCCAAAAGAUACAAAAAUUGGCUCUGGAAUAUCUAAGAUAUUUGAACCACUUUUGCAAAAAAACAACACAGAUGAGCUCCCACACGAAGCUUAUGUUUGUCAGAGAUAUAAUCACUGUCCAGUUCUUUACAUCAGGGGUGCCAGGGUUGAAGACCAUGAUGACCUGAUGCCAAUAUUCAACCGACAUAAUGCUGAGCUAACAGCUAUGUAUGGUGACUUCUUUCUGUCUGAGCUUAUUGAAGCACAAGAUGAGCAAAACAAGACAAUAGUUGCAGACGUGGAUGGAACAGCAUUUGGUUUCAUGAGCUUGUCUAGUGACGUAGAUAUUAAAGUGCUGGAUAAAUGCUUUGAGCUGGAGCCUUUUAAUGGCUUGAAAAGUGUUCCAAAAAAGUUAAAACCUAAAGAAGCUGUAGAAGAAAAGAAUAUUGUAAAACGCGAUUCAUUUAAGUCAAGACCCGCAACUGAAAUAUCAAUAACAAUAAAAACAGAGGAUUCGUCAUCACCAACAGCUCUUUCAGUGACAUCUCCUACACAUAAACCAGGUGAAGAUGUUUCAGGCCCUCCUGGAAGUACUUUACCUGUGUCAGCCGGCCGCAAGGGGAAAUCGCCAGUUGCAAAAGGAUCUUUUCAUCGUACAAAGCAAAAAAGUGCCAAACCCAAGGAUAAAGAUGCAGAAAAAGCUGAAAAAGUCGAAAGAGCAGUGACACCACUAAAAACACCAGCACCCGAUGAACAUCCUGUAGAUGUCAAGCCAAUUGCAUCCGAGGUGGAGCGGGUGGAAGAGAAGGUCGAAGAAAAACCUAACGAUGAUGUCGCAGAGACUGAAGACAUUGAUAAAAAAGAAGAUUUUGACGAACCUGAGGAGGAGCUCGAAGAAUUAGAGGCAGUUGAAAGUGCUCUUUGCAUUCAAUUGUUUUGCAUUGACGAGAAAUAUGAGAUGCGGUCGAUGGAUUUCCUCACCAAAGUGUUUGAGCUUUUUCCUCAUAAAGAUUUUUGUAUCGUAACCAUCCCUCACACUGUACCGGAGUUUCCACUGCUUCAAAGUUUCAAGCGAGCAACACCGAAACCAGAGAGUACUUUGUCUCAAGAACUUUACGUUUUCCACAGAAACGGACUCCUAAGCUCCAUCAAUGUUCGAUCUUGCAAAGAAGAAGACCAACAAAGAGUUGAAAAACUCACCAGAAAUGUAUCUGGGAAAGAACAACUUAUGAAAGAUGUUAAAAGGUUUCUUGACGCCUGGCGAGAUAAGGAUGGCACUCCUAUAAAAUGCUACGUUGCGGAAUGUGUUGGACAAAUUAUUGGUAUCUCAGUCAUACGUCAAGAAGAGGACAUUGAGUUCAUCCGUGCUCACUACAAUAUUGAAGAUUUUGUUUACUUCAAUCAUCACAAAUACGAAGAGCAUGGCCAUCUGAACCAUUUUGUAAUCAACCCGGCGUUUGCACAUUUCACUAAACAUUUCCUAAAAGAAAUUCUUCGCCUCUCAACAAAGUCAUGUUUGUAUUAUCCGUUAUACAAAUCGCUAUCGGAUGCUCAGGUCAAAAAUCCACACAGUUUAGUUACAUGUCUCAACGAAUUAGUACCAAUCAGGAUGAGGAGGCAGAUAGUGUACCCAUUGAAAGAACUUGGAAUCAACGCUCCUUCCAAAAGGAUUCUAGCCGACCAGGCUGGCUACUCGCUAUUUCAUAUAAACAGGAAGCUGACCUUAGAACCAAAGAUUGCUAUAAAUGUGAGGGUGGUUGUUGUCGGUGCAUCUGAUGUUGGCGUUUCGUGCUUGGAUUCGUUGAUCCAUUGCCCACAUCUUUGUUUCAAUAAUCUUACUUUGGUUUCCACUAAUGGAUUAAAAGAUCAGCUAUCGAUCGAAGAAUCAAAGUAUUUACCACACAGUUUAUGUUUCAACGCAAAAGAAUACGAUGCAAUGGCUUUAUCAACAUGGGUCAAUGUUAUUGAAGGAAAGAUGAAUAAAAUUGAUCGAGUGAACAAGCAGGUCGUGAUGUCUAAUGGGAAGAGAAUCCCUUAUGACCAUCUGUUGCUCUGCACUGGGCAACAGUUUCAGCACCCUAUACCAUCUGGAGCAGAUAUCAAAACCCUGAUCACAACAGACGAAGUGAUGAAGAAAAAGCUCCCACGGAGCUGCAAAGGUCCCAUACCAAAAAAUAUUUUCAUGCUAAACAACAAGGCAGACGUAGAUACAUCGUUGCAAUGGAUCAAGGAAAUCCUUUUGGAUUCACUUGGAGCGGUGCUGGUAUACGGUGCAUCACUCGAUGCAUACAGCUUUAUCCAUGGUAUUCUGGAGACAGGAAUCAAGGGAGAGCGGGUUAUUCUCGUAAAGCCACCAUCUUAUUCUCCGUCCUGUUUCAACAACCCAAGUAUCGAAGAAAUCAUUGAUUGUGUUUUGAAACAAAAAGGCGUCACUAUUUAUGAGGAUUGUAUGCUAGCUGGAUGGAAUGACGAAGAAGACGAUUCAGAGGUCAGAUGUGCGACUUUCACGACCAGUGCAAAGCCAAUUAAACUUCAGUGUCAGGCAUUCUUUUGUUUUCAAGAAAAGCGCGUUGAUUACGAUGCUUUCAAAGCCAUUAACGACAGUUGCUUGGUCUAUGAUGGCAAACUUGUCAUCGACACAAAUUUUUGUACAAAUGACCAGUACAUAAAAGCAGCUGGAUCUCUGACGAAGUAUGCAAGGAAGUAUCAUGCUGGUGAAAUGAGUCACUCUUUGUAUAAUUCAAAAGAAAUUGGCGCCAAGCUAGCAGAUUCCUUGUUGAACAUAUUUGAUCCAACAUUAGACGAUAUGGAAAGACUAUCGCCUGAUGACCAGUUAAUACCUGUCUUCUCAAAUCCAAAGAUCCAAACAGCCAUUUUGCCUGGAGGCUUUCGCUAUCUGCACGUGGCUAAACCUUCAGUUCCAACCCCACUGGCUUCCCUGAUGAUGCAGCCCGAAUAUGGUCAAGAGCUGGUCACAAAGGAUGCCUCUGGAGAUAAUUAUUUCAGAAUUCAUUUAAACCAGUAUAACACGAUACAGACUCUUACGUGUUUAUCAAAGCAGGACAUUGAUAUUGACAACUUGGUUUGUUUGUAUAGUAUCCAUGAACGAUUCUUGAAUAACCUUCUUCAAAGAUAUAAUGAAGGCCUAAUCAAAGAUUUCUACAGCUAUUUCCGUGAAUCGUGGUGUCUAGCAAUUUUCCACGAUCGAUUUAAUGAUUUCCGUUCAGAGGUACAGGAAAUACUGGCAGAAAGACAGGCAAACGAAGAGGCUUCUUUAGAAGAGAGAGUGAGGAAAAUCAUUGCAGAUGACCUAGCGCUCUCCAAAGAGCACCGUGUCCUGCUUGGAGAUGCGUACAAGACAAGCAGAGCGAAAAAACUUGUUGAACAGAGGCUGUUGAGUUAUUUAAGCUACAACCAGUAUCACCUUCCAAUGUACGCAAAACCUGGCCUUGUAUGAUGUCAAACUGGCCUUCCACAAACUAAAAUCUCUAUGUAAACUAAUAUCACGUUGUGUAAAAUUGUGUUGAUAAUGUCUUUUGUCUAACAGUUUAUUUGAAUCAAUAAAAAACCAUUGCAA
Molecule: messenger RNA, 4188 nt
Organism: Rhopilema esculentum
Lineage: Eukaryota; Metazoa; Cnidaria; Scyphozoa; Rhizostomeae; Rhizostomatidae
Product: cilia- and flagella-associated protein 61
Source: RefSeq, a predicted model, not a curated record